CGUAGGCAAACAUAGUUGUACAAGUAGUUUGUGGUUAAUUACGAGAUGCAUGAACUCGAUAAACCACUGUCAGAACUUUUGAAGAUGCUACAAAUUGCUGAAGAGAGCUUGACGAAAGGAAAGGGGAAUUCUGUCCUUUUAGUACAAGGAGGAAAAGGCAAGAAGAAGUUCAAGAAGGCAAAGAAGAAUGGGCCGGAAGGCAAGGGUAACACCGAGCCAAAGUCCAAUUCUUCUAAGCUCAAGCCUAAAGGUGGAGUUACUAAAGAUUCCAUUUGUCAUCACUGUGGUGAAAUUGGCCACUGGAAGAGGAAUUGCAAGCAGUAUUUGGCAACCAAGAAAAAGGGUGAAGCUUCUGCUUCAGGUACAAUUGUUGUAAAGACUUAAACUAAUCUACAAUCUCUUCAAAAGUAUUUUGAUACUCAUAAUAUUGCAAACCGUUGCAGGAACUGAAGAGAAUAAGUAGGAGUGUUGAUC
This is a messenger RNA of Cuscuta campestris, 474 nucleotides long. NCBI's taxonomy places the organism in Eukaryota, Viridiplantae, Streptophyta, Magnoliopsida, Solanales, Convolvulaceae. The record is from the annotation of a GenBank genome assembly.